GCGUGGGCGAGGAGGGCGGGGGCGGCUUCGCCUGUUUCCUGUGCUUGGAUGCGCUGGGCAACGGCAUUGCCAAAACCUGGAAGGGGUUGCUGUUCCGCGGGGGUGAGUGCUUCAACGCCGUGCGCGCGUACAGGCGGAUCCUGGAGAAGUGCCCGAAGGCUCUUGAUGCCGCCGACAAGAACGCGCUCGAGGACCCGACCGGCCGGAGGAAUGACGUUCUCAUGAUGAAGAGGGCCGAGGGCGGAUGGAGCCGUGCUGAAAGCAUAUCUCGCAUCAAGGCGAAACCAGCGCACGUCGAGAAGCAUUGGGCCCAGGAGGACAUCAAGGACAAGCUGCUUCUGAACAAGCGCAGGUACAAGUCUUACGCCGGUCAUUGGGGCAAGGUCGAGUCGGGCGCGGCGUCGGAAGAUUUCGACAACGAGCUCAGGAGGUUGGGGUCCAUUGGCAGCAAUAGGUUCAACGAGGCAGGCGAGCGGUGUGUCAUUGUGGCUGACAACCCCAGACAGCGCGGCAAGACGGGCGCAAUCGAGAGGUCGGGGGCGGACGACGACGACUACCCGCGCGGGGACUUCGGGCGGCAACGUCGCGGCAAGGGCGGCAAGUCUCAGGGCGAAGGCGCAGGGCAUCGGGUUCGCCGCUUGGCCGCCUUGGCCGAUGCGCCCUUGGAAGGUCUGAGUGGCGACGACGGUGCGCUGUCAGAUGCCCCCAGCCGCCGCGCGCGCAGCGCCCCGAGGCCCAGCCCGAUCCCGCCUGCUUCUGCGAAGCUGGCUCCGCGGCUCAGCGCCACGGCGCUCCGAGACCAUGACGGGGCCCAGUCGCGGGACGGCGGCGCUGUCAGCGUGGCCAGCGCCAUGCCUGGCACCAAGAUCACUGCAAUCCAGCUGCUCAAGGAGAAGGCCGCCCUCCGCGAGCAGAUCGCUGACGCGGAGCAGCACGUCGACGGGCCGAAGAGCAUCUGCGCGAGGAUGACGGUGGCGGACAAGAAGAUCAGCGCGGAGAGCAGGAAGUACCUGGAUACUGUCACAGCCGAUGUCGUCAUGAAGCUGAGUGAUGCGGUCACUAAGGCGCGGAUGCUCAAGGGGAAGAGGCUCGCCGAGUGGACGGAGCCCUUACAUGGGCGGUACGAACGCACGAAAGUCGUCAACCGCCUCGUGAGCGGUGGCUCCCACAAGAACUCUGCUAAGCUUCAGCCAGACUUGCUCUAUUCGGAUAAGCCUCCAGCCAAUGUCGCGGUGGACCCCGAUGCAGUCGACCACAAGGCGAUCUCUGUUUGGAGAAAGGCCGAUGUGAACUCGGACAAGGGCAGGUGUGUCUCAUUGCCAGAGAAGGCCGAGAAGAUGAACAAGAAGUUGAUGGACAAUCCCACGUGGAAUGGUUGCCUUGGUAGUCUUCCCCAGGUUCAGCCAGCCACGUUCGAGAAGUACGACCUGGGCGAAUGCCCAUGGGGCACCGCCGCUGGCACGGGCAGCAAGGGUCUUUGCCCGUGGCUUGCGUCUGUCAAGAAGGAGGUGUUCAAGUACGGGCCCAAGUCAUGGCCCCGUCUUGGUGUCGGUUGUUUCGUGACCGUCGAGACGCCCAUGGUGGUCGAGCUCUUGGCGAUCGAGCCCCUGUUGACGAAUGGCAUUACGCUGACUGAUGCAACGGGCUUCCUCACUACGGAUGACGGUAAGACGUACGUGGAGGAGUCCGUGACGCCCAUCAAGAUGAAUGGCAGGUCGUUGUUGUGGGUGCCGUACGGCUACGCGUGUUUGCCACUCUUUACUGCCUUCACGCCGUCAGAGCAGUGCGAGGGCAUC
Prorocentrum cordatum is the source of this 1796-nucleotide messenger RNA. Lineage: Eukaryota; Dinophyceae; Prorocentrales; Prorocentraceae. The record is from the annotation of a GenBank genome assembly.